Molecule: messenger RNA, 363 nt
Organism: Symbiodinium sp. CCMP2592
Lineage: Eukaryota; Dinophyceae; Suessiales; Symbiodiniaceae
Source: the annotation of a GenBank genome assembly
GUUUUUCAGGAGCUGCAGGAGGAGCUGCAAGCAGCAUUAGCGGGCGAGGCCGUUUCCAUCCUUGCCUACGGCGCCACGGGCAGCGGCAAGACCCACACGGUCACGAACUUCGCUGAGCGGGCUGCGAUGCGGUUGGAUGAAGAGGCAGAAGCCUUGGAGAAGGAGGGCUUGCGUCUGGAUGUGGUCGUGCAGAUUGUGGAGAUCUACAACGAGCAGUUCCGGGACCUGCUGGUUCCGGAUGUCGCUCAUCCUCCGGAACCACCCAGGCUAAAGAUGCCAACGCCCACGAGCAGCGCUACGUUGCAGGGGGCUUCACAGCGUCAGAUCUCGCGUGGCAGCGGCAGCAUGCUGAGGAGCUUGCAG